Messenger RNA from Branchiostoma floridae (Florida lancelet), 2373 nucleotides. RefSeq names its product kelch-like protein 6. Gene Ontology annotation, molecular function: protein binding. NCBI's taxonomy places the organism in Eukaryota, Metazoa, Chordata, Leptocardii, Amphioxiformes, Branchiostomatidae. The transcript is spliced from 2 exons. The coding region runs from base 128 to 1807 and encodes 559 amino acids. The record is from RefSeq and is a predicted model, not a curated record.
GCUCAUUAGUAAAAAAUCUCUUGGGAAAAUUUACCGUAAAUCGACCAAUUUAACUAUUGAUUACGUCAGAGGGUCACUCAGGUCAAAAUCUCCAAGUCCCACAACGCAUUGCGACUUGAGGGCCAUCAUGGAUGAUUCUAGUCUAAGACUUGCAUACUGGGGUGACCCCCACUAUCCACGCCAGUUCCUGAAUGGGUUAGAGGGCCUGAGGUCAGAGGGUCUCAUGUUGGACGUGACGCUGUGUGCGGAAGGGAGGGAGAUCCCCUGCCACCGCCUGGUCCUGUCUGCCUACGCUGACUACUUCCACGCCAUGUUCUGUGGAGUUCACAGCGAGAGUAAGAAGGACAGGAUAGAGAUAUUAGGUGUGAGUGCAGAGGCACUACAACAGCUGGUGGACUAUGCCUACACUUCCAGGAUCACCAUCACUACUGACAACAUCCAGCCACUGUACGAAGCAGCCAACAUGCUGCAGAUUUGGCCUGUUGAAUCCCACUGCGAAAGAUUCCUGAUCGACCACAUGAGUCCUCAAACAUGCCUGGGGAUUUGGGUACUGGCAGACAAGAUGCUGUGUACAUAUUUGGCUGAGAUGGCAAGAAGUUAUGCCGCAAAAUAUUUUGAAGAAGUGCGCAAGACGGAGGAGUUCCUUGAGCUGCCUAUGGACUUCCUGAAGAAGUACAUCUCAGAUGAUGACCUUAAUGCUAUGAAGGAGGAAGAAGUGAUCGAGGCUGUCAUGCUUUGGGCAAGACAUGACCUCAAGGAACGACAGAAACACCUCAAGGAGCUUCUGGAGUAUGUCCGCUUCUCACACCUGGACUCAGAAUAUCUUAAGAACAUCAUAGAGACUGACAAGGAGUUUGCUGAGGCGUCGGGAAUCAUUAAGGAACUGAUGAAGGGUCAGUCCAAGAAGGCAAGAUCUUGUCAGACAUUUCAGGGAGAGAUUCUCCUUCUUGGCGGAACAAGUACAGAUGACGACGAUGAGGUAAAAGCUCAGGGUAAUAUCUACAGACUGGACACCUUUGGCAACUGUGUUGACACCACCCCACUGUACAUAUUAGUGCAGAAUAGCAGAUGGUUUGCAGCGUGUGUUCUUGGUAGCGACGUGAUCGUGACUGGCGGUCUUCGGUCACUAGCGUGGAGAUACAGCCCGUCUCUCAACACGUGGACUCUCCUGGGGCUUCCGGGGCCAGCAAGGAGAGGUCUUCAUGGAAUGGCCGUCUUGCAGGGACAGGUGUACGUUGUUGGUGGCAUGUCUUACAAUCAGGAUUCUCUUGAGUUGUUCCUGAUGGAGUCUACUGAGGUGUACGAUGAAACAGCAGACAGUUGGAACGAAGCAGCACCCCUUAAACAGGCAGUCAGUAAUUUUGGCAUAGCCAACUGUGUUGAAAAGCUGUACGUGUUUGGGGGCAAGAUUUCCGUUGACAAUCUGACAAAUCUAGUCCAGUGCUACGACCCUGCCCGAGAGGAGUGGACGUUUGUGUCACCACUGCCAACACCACAGAAUUGUGUGAACGCAUGCGCUGUUAACAGCUGCAUCUUCUUGGUCGGUGGACAGUUGAACUGCGUUCUGUGCUACAACACUGAGUAUGACGAGUACACGGAAGUAACUGAACUACUGGUUCCAUGGGAUCUAAGCAGCGCUACUCUGUGUGGGCAUGAGAUCUUCAUAACCGGUGGCUAUAACCAUGCAACCAACACUCCUGUAUCUACAGUUCAGUGUUUCGAUGUGAACAGUGGUACCAUCAUGCGCCUCCAAGACUUGCCUGUUCCACUAUGGGGGCACAGUGUUGUAACAAUACCAAAGCUAUAGAUGGUUAGAAGAGAUUUCUUUGGCAGCAAAUUAUAGAUUGAGGAUGUUAUGCAUCUACAGAUUAUGAUUUAUUUUGAUUUCAUUUUAUUUCAUUUUACGAUUUAUUUAUUAUAUUUUCAGAGGCACCACACAAACAGGACUAGGGACUUGAUGGAAGAAAUCUUCCCACUUGAAAGGUUAUUAUGAUAACGUAUUGUGUGGUUUUUCACAAAAAUGGACUUUAGUGCACUAUGAGGACUGGUGUAGUAGGUAUUAUAUGCUUGAAUGUAUGUGAGCCAUAUCUGAGUCUCUCAGUGUAAAUUGAUUUAUACUUUUUCAUCUGCUAGUCCAAAGGAACUAAAGUGUUGCUGAAUUUAGCAGAAUUCAUAUUUAAAAGAGGUUAAUUUCGCAAUGCCAAAGUCAUAAGCUGGUGAAAAGAUGUGUCGCUAUCUUGUUUGAACCAGGUGCUAUUGAUCAGUGAUAUUGUAUAUCAAACUAUAUGAUUAUUUAUUAUUGCAAAUUUGAUUUUUUUUUUAAUUUUUGAUUUUGUUUGAAAACUCAGCAAAAUGACAACACUUGUAAGUUUG